Messenger RNA from Thrips palmi, 2025 nucleotides. RefSeq names its product lysosomal acid glucosylceramidase-like. The record is from RefSeq and is a predicted model, not a curated record. The transcript has 10 exons. Gene Ontology annotation, molecular function: glucosylceramidase activity. Gene Ontology annotation, biological process: glucosylceramide catabolic process. NCBI's taxonomy places the organism in Eukaryota, Metazoa, Arthropoda, Insecta, Thysanoptera, Thripidae. Bases 189 to 1862 code for a protein of 557 amino acids.
UUGUCUCUAGCGUCCAGUCCGGCCCGGCAGUUGCGGGGAGACGGUCGCGCCACUAACUCGUCCCGUCCCGUCCGGCGAGUCUCCUGUCACUGGCACUUGCGGUGCCGCGCGAGCCUCGACGGUCUGGCCAGUCGCGUGCGGUGCUCGCAAGACUCGUGUAGGUCCCAGCCAGCAACCCGGCCGCCACCAUGCAGCGAUUCGGCAAGACCGCCCUCGUCUUCCUCACGUUCGUCAUCGGCCUGGCGGUGGCGGGAGGAAUCGGUUACCUGCUGGUGGUGUUGUACGGGGCGGACGACCAGCCGGCCGACAUCGAGUGGGCGUCCACCAAGGCCCCGACGCCGAGCCCGCCCGGCCCAGACGCAGACGGGUCGUGCUGGCACAGGGACUUCGGCUUCGGCUCGACCGUGUGCGUGUGCAACUCGACGUUCUGCAACGCGCUGCCCGCCGUCACGGCCGCGGCCAGCGGCAGCGCCCUCGUGUACACCAGCAGCAAGGCGGGGCUGCGCUUCCAACGCCAGGAGCUGCAGUUCAAGCAGGCCGGCAACGGCGGCGGCCAGAUUUUGACGGUGGACCGCAAGACCACCUUCCAGAAGAUCCAUGGCUUCGGCGGGGCCUUCACCGACGCCGCCGGCGAGAUGAUCCUGUCGUUGCCGGAGGCGGCGCAGGACCUGCUCCUCAGGUCGUACUUCUCCGCGGACGGGCUGGAGUACAACAUGGGGAGGUUGCCCAUCGGCGGCUCCGACUUCUCCAACCGGCAGUACUCCUACGACGACGACAACGGCGAGGACACCACGCUCGAACACUUCAGCCUGCAGAAGGAGGACCGCAUCUACAAGAUCCCAAUGGCGAAGAGGGCCAAGGAGCUGAUGCCCGAGACGUCCGGUGACCUGCACAUCUACAGCACGGUGUGGUCGCCGCCCGUCUGGAUGAAGACCAGCAACAAGUUCUCCGGCUUCGGCUUCCUCAAGAAGGAGCACUACCAGACGUACGCCGACUACUACGUCAAGUUCCUGGAGGCCUACGCCGCGGAGGGCGUCGACAUCCACGCGGUGUCCACGGGCAACGAGCCCCUCAACGGCGUCGUCCCGUUCAAGCACUUCAACUCGCUGGGCUGGACGCCCGAGACGAUGCACGUGUGGAUCCGCGACCACUUCGGGCCCACCAUCCGGGGCUCCAAGUUCAAGGACGUCAAGAUCGUGGCCCACGACGACCAGAGGAUCUUCCUGCCCUGGAUGAUGGAGCUGGUGCUCGCCGACAACAAGACUGCCGACUACAUCGACAUCAUCGCCUACCACUGGUACCUCAACUUCAUCACGCCCGGGGCGCUCCUGGACGCCGUGCACAAGGACUACCCCGACAAGCCGCUCAUCAACACCGAGGCCUGCAAUGGAGACAAGCCGUGGGACUUCACCCGGGUGCAGCUGGGGUCCUGGACCAGGGGCGAGUACUACCUCGGAGACAUCGUUGGCGUGAUGAACCACUGGACGGCCGGCUGGAUCGACUGGAACCUGGCGCUGAACCUGCAGGGCGGCCCCACCUGGGCCAAGAACUGGGUGGACGCGCCGAUCAUCGUGGACGCCAGCAAGGGCGAGUUCUACCUCAACCCGACGUUCUACGCGCUGGCGCACGUCUCCAAGUUCGUGCGGAGGGACUCGGUGCGCGUCGAGCUGCACCACAGCGGCGGCGGCCUGCUGGAGGCCAAGGUGGACAGCAUCGCCUUCGAGCGGCCGGACGGCGCGCUGGUCGUCGUGCUCAUCAACAAGCACAACAGCGAGCACAGCGUCAGCAUCCAGGAAGGCGACCGCGGCCAGGUCGACGUGCACGUCCCCGCCAGGUCCUUCGUCACGGUCAUCUACUGGUAGCGGCGCCGCCGGCCUCACCACCCUCAACGACGGCGUGCCCGCGUCCGCGACCUGGGCGUCCUGGACCGCGCCGCCAACCAGAGUCCGUCCAAACACGGCCAAGCGGCUCCUCGAGUCCAUCAUGUGCUGUGCCUUUAAAUAUAGAGACUUUCCCAAAGCCAAA